UUCUGCAGUCUGGACCUCUGGUGGUAGCUCCCCCCUCAUUUUGCUCCUGUGAUUAUUCUCUGCAGUAGGUUACUGUGGCAGAUAUGGAGGAAGAAAUGCAAGAACUCAGAGACAUGGUCGCUCAGCUUAAGGCUGACAAUGAACGACUGCGCCAGGAGAGGGCUGCUGCAGGGGCUAACACUACUGCUUCUACCUCCACAGCCACCCCUGAUGCACCAGCCCGGCUAGUGCCUCCACCUGUGAUUCCGGGUCCACCAAUGGAAAGACUUGUGUUUAUUCCUCGAGAUAAGAAAUGUCCUACGUUUAGGGGCGGGUCAGGUAUUAGCAUUGAUGAAUGGGAGGAAGAAGUGUGGGCUUGCAUGAGGGCUCGUCAUCUCUCUACAGUUGACCAAGCUUUCUUUAUAUUUGAUCACUUAGAGGGGGAUGCGAGGGAGGAGAUUAAAUAUCGCCCUGCCAUUGAACGGGAGGACCCAGUGAAGGUACUGUCUAUAUUGCAUGAACUGUAUGGCUGUUCCCAAUCUCAUGUAUCCCUACAGGAGGCAUUUUUUUCGAGAAAGCAGCAGGAUGGAGAGGGUCUGCUGGAGUUUUCCCUGGCGCUGAUGAACCUUAUGGGGAAGGUUAAACAGGCUGCACCACAUGCUGUAACUAACGCAGAGCUUCGUGGUCACCGGCUAGUCUGCUCCUGCUGCCCGUGUGUUAGACACCAUCCCUUAUUCAUUCUACAGCUGAACGUGGGUGAGUGCUCCCCAUACGGCGCUUUGUGCACUAAUCGUAGUUACGAACAUAGGUAGCGCGGCCUUUUCCAUCUACGCGGGGUGCAUAGCGUGGGUCGUGCUGCUGUCUUGUCUGUAGUUAUUUUAUUUUGGUGUAGCCUAAUUGUGUGCGGUUUUUCAAGUACGUUCUGUGUCUUUCUUUUUGUGGGCAUUAAUUUAGUGUCUACGUCUGCCUGUGUUUGGGUUUAUUUGGCGUUUAUGUCAGCCUGCAUGUUGCUUGCCGCAUUAGUAGAGAGGAACGGGGCAUAAGUGGCAUAUGCUUCAUCCUGGUAACUGCUUAGGUUCUGUCUGGUGCUGGCUGUCAUUAGCGUGUGUUUGUAUUUCUUUUGUCCUGGUGUGCCUGCAUUAUCUACCAUAACGUCUGUAUUGGCUGACUGUAUUUUUGCCCCCCCCUUGUGGUGCUGUUUUAUUUGUUUGUUUGGCAGAUGUGGGGCCCUCUUUGAGGGAGGCUAGUCACCUGGUGGUGGGACCCUGUAGCUGCACAUUUGUGGUGUCAUUGUUGCUUGCGGUGGGCUGCUGUGUCACUGGUAAGUCACUUUCUUGCAGUGUGUAUGCACGUGUGAUGGCUGGAACUUAGAACACACCUCCAGUUAGUCUGUCUCCCUCAGGUAAGCCCCCAUCUGCUGUAUCUUUUUAGCUCCAGUGGAGCCUGGCCCCACUUUAGAAAUCACCUGUUCAUAUUGUAUCAUAAUAAAAGAACAAUAAUAAAUAUUUUUGUACUUUCAUAACCUCUGACUCGGUUCAGGUAUUAUUGCAGGACACUCCUCCCUUCCCCCCCCCCUUUGGUUAUUUAAUAAACUUAUGAUUUGACUGGAAUUCACGUUGUCUGCUUGGUGCUUUCGGACCUGUGUCAAACCUUCCUUAGCAAAUUCUCUUAAAGAAGUCCCAGGGUACUAAGCCCAGGGUGGCGUAGUCGGGCUACUGGGAGUGGCUUAUAGCC
Molecule: messenger RNA, 1713 nt
Organism: Alosa sapidissima (American shad)
Lineage: Eukaryota; Metazoa; Chordata; Actinopteri; Clupeiformes; Clupeidae
Exons: 4
Coding region: 84-791 (235 amino acids)
Source: RefSeq, a predicted model, not a curated record